GAUGCAGAUCCCCCUCGUCCCCCUCGUCGCCGCCACCCACCCCUCUGAACCUCGCCGCCACCCACCUCCGCCCCGCCCUCACUCUCCCCUCGUCUCCCUCGUCCUCGACCAACCUCGCCGCCCGCGCCCUUCCUCAUUCUCUCUCCCUCUCCAACGAUUCAGAUCUCCCACCUGCGUGUCCUGUCCAACGCUGGCCCCUUCUCCCAUGGCCCCGGCGCCUCUUCCAUAGUAGACGUGCGCGUCGCCCGCCUCGGCCUCGUCGGCGACAGACGCGUUGCCGCUCAUCGACGACGGCGUCACACCCGGCGAGCCAUAGCCAUGGCCUCUCCCUCACCACUCUCUAACCCUAGCUUCCCGUCGCCGGAGGCGGCACCCUCCUUCCCGAGCCGCGCCUUAUCCUCUCCUCUCCCGCAACCCCAAACCCGGCCCCGCCGCCGAUCUCCACUCCCCCAACCCCAGCCCCAGCCCCGCAUCAUCUUCCUCCUCCCCUGUCUCGAUCCAACCCAACCGCCGCCGCCGACCUCCCUCAACCCCGGCCUCCUCCAUCGCCGGCGACCCUUCUCUCCCUCCCUCCACCUCCAGCAGUGGAUCCACACCCACUCCAGCAGCAGCUCAAGCCGCCGUCAGAUCCACCCUCCUCCCACUGGCCGGAAAUCCUAGCCGCCCGUCCAUGGCGACCCACCGCAGCACUCCAAGGCAUCCACGACGGCUUUAUGGUCUGGUAGGAUAGGAGGAACGGCGACCAGCAACGGCCAUGGCGACCCACCGCAGCCUCCAAGACCUCGACGACGGUCGGUGCUACGGUGAGGCACAUCAGCCAGCGAUGGCACGACGAGGAGAGCAUCCUCCUUCUCCUGCCAGUGCCAUGGAAUGGAAGUUAGAUCCUUCGAGAGCAAUGGGAAGAGGCAAUGAUGGUCAUGGGUACCCACCCGGUGGCCAGGGGGGAUACCCUCCGGCAGGGUACCUGCCGCAGCAGGGAGGUUACCCUCCACAGCAAGGAUACCCGCCUGCACCUGGAGCUUACCCACCUGCACUAAAGCUCAAGGUGAAGAAGGCCAUCGAGAAGGGCAACACCGACGGCGCCCAGAUCUAUGCAGAGAGCGCCAUCCGCAAGCGCACUGAGCACAUGAACUACCUCCGCCUCGCCUCCCGCCUCGCUCCAUAUGCCCAUGAGUUCUAUGCCAUCUCGGCGGAGUACCCUGAGUUCAGCAAGAAGGACAAGACACUCGUGCUGCAGUUCACGGUGAAGCAUGAGCAAAAGCUUGUCUGCGGUGGUGGUUACAUCAAGUUGCUCGGAGAAGUCAGCCUCCGGCCAUGGCGGAUCUGCAGACGCCGCUGGUGCAACCAAAGAGGAAGAAGGUUCUGGUGGACUACCUGCUACGGUUUGCUUCAGCUCGUGCGGAUAGGAGGUGGAUAGCCGCACGGAUCCGGCGUCUCCGACCUUGGCAUCCACAAGGAGGAGCGGCGACAAUUACAUACCCAACCAUGGGGCAGCAGCAAUUCAUGAUUUCCUCUCACAGUAGCUCCAUGCAAAAGAAGGUUGAAAGGAGAAGGAGAGUUUGUGACUGCUAUAGAAGGACUGAAGGAGGUCCAUGUUGAAGAAGGUCGACAGAAGCAGUAGAGCUUGUAAUACUGUCAUUGCCAUUGUAUUUGUGUUGUAUGAUGUAUCCGCGUUUACCCACAAAAAAAUGUAUUCAUGUUGUAAUACUGUGAUUGCCAUUCUGGCUACUAUUUCAAGCAGUGUAUUUUGCUA
This is a messenger RNA of Aegilops tauschii subsp. strangulata, 1753 nucleotides long. The record is from RefSeq and is a predicted model, not a curated record. NCBI's taxonomy places the organism in Eukaryota, Viridiplantae, Streptophyta, Magnoliopsida, Poales, Poaceae.